CCCCCGCGGCGCGGGCGCUUCCGGGGACGUGUCUGAGGGCGAUGGCGGCCGGGGCGGGCGCGGCGCCGGCCGGGGAGGCGGACGAGCUCUUCGACCUCCGCAACAACUUCUACAUCGGCGCCUACCAGGCCGCCAUCAACGAGGCGCAGCGGGCCAAGCCGGGCAGCCCCGAGCAGGAGGUGGAGAGGGACGUGUUCCUGUUCCGGGCAUACCUCGCCCAGAGGAAGUUUGGUGUGGUGCUGGACGAGCUCAAGGGCAGCUGCAGCCCCGAGCUGCAGGCAGUCAGGAUGUUUGCUCAGUUCCUGGCCAGCGAGAGCCAGAGGGACUCCAUCGUGGCCGAGCUGGACAAGAAGAUGGCCAAGAGCGUGGAGGUGGCCAACUGCACCUUCCUGCUGAUGGCAGCCUCCAUCUACCUGCACGAGCAGAACCCCGAGGCUGCCCUGCGUGCCCUGCACCAGGGGGACAGCCUGGAGUGCUUGGCCAUGAUGGUCCAGAUCCUGCUGAAGCUCGACAGGCUCGACCUGGCCAGGAAGGAGCUGAAGAAAAUGCAGGAGCAGGAUGAGGACGCGACGCUGACCCAGCUGGCCACAGCCUGGGUGAACCUGGCCUUGGGCGGGGAGAAGCUGCAGGAUGCGUUCUACACGUUCCAGGAGCUGGCGGACAGGAGCUGCCCCUCGCUGCUGCUGCUCAACGGGCAGGCGGCCGCGGCCAUGGCGCAGGGCCGCUGGGAGCAGGCCGAGGGGCUGCUGCACGAGGCGCUGGACAAGGACAGUGGGCACCCUGAGACCCUGCUGAACCUGGUGGUGCUGUCCCAGCACCUGGGCAAGGCCCCGGAGGUCACCAAUCGUUACCUGUCCCAGCUGAAAGAUGCUCACAAAAGCCAUCCCUUCAUCAAGGAGUACCAGGCCAAGGAGAACGACUUUGACCGCCUGGCCCUGCAAUAUGCACCCAGUGCCUGAGCCUGGGGCAGGGAAAAUCCCCUUUGGAACCCAAAAAAUCCCUUUGGAACCCAAAAAAACCCCCCUGGGACCCAAAAAAACCCCACUGGAACCCAAAAAAAUCCC
Vidua chalybeata is the source of this 1064-nucleotide messenger RNA. RefSeq names its product COPI coat complex subunit epsilon (gene COPE). The transcript is spliced from 10 exons. Gene Ontology annotation, biological process: intra-Golgi vesicle-mediated transport; endoplasmic reticulum to Golgi vesicle-mediated transport; retrograde vesicle-mediated transport, Golgi to endoplasmic reticulum. Bases 42 to 959 code for a protein of 305 amino acids. Lineage: Eukaryota; Metazoa; Chordata; Aves; Passeriformes; Viduidae. The record is from RefSeq and is a predicted model, not a curated record. Gene Ontology annotation, molecular function: protein binding; structural molecule activity. Gene Ontology annotation, cellular component: COPI vesicle coat.